AUGGAAGCGGGCCACAUCAAAGGGAUCCUGAGGGUCCGGCCCAACGUGCAGGACAUACCCACGGACCGCCUGACGGUGGUGGAUUCCGGGGAGGGCGCCACGGUGCUCGUGAGGAAGCGCGGAGGCAGCACCGGCGACCUGCUCAAGUUCAAUUUCUGGAGGGCUCUGGAGGGUGCAACUCAGGAAGAGACAUACAAGACGGUUGGGGCCCCACUUGUGAAUGCUGCAUUGGAGGGCUACAAUGCAACGAUCCUUGCAUAUGGGCAAACAGGCUCUGGGAAGACAUACACCAUGUUGGGUCCUGAGGACUACAACAUAGGUGACCCUGACUUCAAGGGGAUAAUGCCACGAGCACUGGACCAUGUGUUUGGGGAACUCCGGCGAGGCAAAUUUGUGACUUGGACGGUGAAAUUGACAUACAUAGAAAUCUACAACGAAAGCUUCAGGGAUUUGCUGGAGCCACGUGCAACGGACAUUUCAUUGGCAGACUCUAAUCCCAGGGGCAAUGGGACGAUCUCACUGCGUGGGGUCCAGCACGUGGAAAUUCAGUCAGUGACUGAGGCCCUGCACUACUUGCGCAAGGGCCAAGUCGGGCGGCAUGUGGGCUCGCACACAAUGAAUGACCGAUCCUCACGCUCUCACACAGUCUUGACUUUGUGGCUGGAUACAACUGACGAUCGCAAUGUCAACCUUAAGUCGAAGUUGAACCUGAUCGAUCUUGCUGGCUCAGAGCGCAUCUGGAAGACAGGUGCUGUGGGUCAUGUUGCAAGGGAGGCUUCGUACAUCAACAAAUCGCUGACGUCACUGGCUAUGGUCGUGAACGAGCUGAAGAAGAAAAUGCCGCAUGUCAGCUACAGGAACUCCAAACUGACACAUUUUCUCAAGGACUCCCUUGGCGGGAACUGCAAGACCCUGUUGAUCGCCAAUGUCUGGGGGGAUGAAAGGUACAUGGACGAGACUGUUGCCACCUGCCGCUUUGCAGACGAGAUUCAAAAGGUGGAGGUCCAUGCGGCCAAGAACAACGGCAUCGAGUGCAUACAGGGCCAUCUUUUCAGGCUGGAUGCCCCGAUCCUCAAAUACAUCGACCAGGUCACGGCGCGGCGCGUGGCCCAAGAGAAGGCAAAGCUGAUAAGGGAGUUGAAGAGGAGGGGCCACCUGGCAUUGCGGGGGAUGGAAGACCUUGGAGAGUUGGAGUUGGGCGAGGACGACUGCGAGGAGCUGGAAACGCUCAGGGCCCGAGUGAAGGAGCUGGAGGCCAUUCAAGCGAUGCUCAAUGUCGAAGGGGAGCGACAACCAGGCAAUUGGGACAACGACCUCAAUGUCAAGGAGACAGAACAACUCAGGAUGAGGGUCCGGGAGCUCGAGCUUGAACGAGAGCGGGUGGGGCUAGAACGCAAACGGGAUGCACAGCGUGAUGCUGUACUGACUGAACGAGGAAUGUCUCUCAUGGCUGAGAUGGAAUCUCUGAGGCAGAGAGUCAAGGAACUGCAGGAGGCUCGUUCGCUCUCCACAGAGGAAGUAGAAGAGCUGCUGAAGGUGCGCCAGAGGGUGCUCGACAUUGCCAGUGCCACGCCAGGCGCCCUAGGCCUCGACGGCUUGGAUGGCUCUGACAAGCUGCUGCUUGAUCCUGCGGCACGCAGAGCUGGCAUGGGCCGAUUGGCUUCUGUGUCGGAAGAGUCAGAAGCCAAUGAAACACGCUUGGCUGCUGAUGGUUCCCUUGCUGCUGGGCCGGGUAUGGAGCAAGAGGUGGAGAAGCUUCACGAGCUGCGCAAGCGGCUGAAGAAACUGCAGAAGAUGGGCAGCAUCGAUGACGACGGUCUGUUGGAGUUGCUGGAUUUGAGGGACAAGAUCCUCAAUGGCCAGUUGAAGGACGAUGAUAGUGCGAGUGGGGUCGUGGAUGGGUCUCGUUUUGUCCCGUACCGAAAGAAGCAUGGGGCAAUUGGCGCUGGGACAAUGACAACGAUGCCUGAUGAAGAUGGCGAUGCGAUGUCAGUUGCUUCAAGAAGCCCUGAGAAUGGGUACCAGAGAAUGGAGAUGACUCGAAGCCUGAGCACUGAAAGGGAGAUCCAGAUGCUGCGUGCUGAAAAUGAGCACAUGCGGAAUGCCCUGGAGUCUUAUGCGGAGCUUCCGCCCUUCAGUUCAAGCGCGGUUGCCAAUGGAUUUGAGCAUGCCUACAUGGAGACCAUGGGACCAGAUGCAUCCAUCUCAUACACCCACGACCAAGAUGUCUGGCCUCUGCAACAACGGACCGGAGAAUCCGCUACCAGUGCUGGCAGGCUGAAGUCGAGGCUUGGCCGGAGGCUGAGCAAGGCGUUCACAUGGCGAAAGCGGGACAAGCCCAACAAAUUUUUGAUGGACUACCAGACGAAUGAGGACGAGGACGUCCCCAACAUUGUCAUCCUCAAUUCGUUGACACAUGACCAGCUUCUGGAACUGCUGAAAGCCCGCAAUGCGCAGGGCAGCGAGGCAGGUGAACCCGAUGCCGAGACCGGAAGCCAAUAUGGAAGGCCGCAGUCGGUGAGGAGCAUGGCAUCUUCUGGCAUGGACACGUCCACGACCAUUGGGAUGGACGCCAGGGAGGCCGAGCACGAGGGCUCCAUCAGGGACCUGGAAGUCGUCUAA
Ostreobium quekettii is the source of this 2622-nucleotide messenger RNA. The record is from the annotation of a GenBank genome assembly. NCBI's taxonomy places the organism in Eukaryota, Viridiplantae, Chlorophyta, Ulvophyceae, Bryopsidales, Ostreobiaceae.